Molecule: messenger RNA, 864 nt
Organism: Cladophialophora yegresii CBS 114405
Lineage: Eukaryota; Fungi; Ascomycota; Eurotiomycetes; Chaetothyriales; Herpotrichiellaceae
Exons: 4
Coding region: 1-864 (287 amino acids)
Biological process (GO): transmembrane transport
Molecular function (GO): transmembrane transporter activity
Source: RefSeq, a predicted model, not a curated record
AUGAGUCUGCCUACAGGAUCACCAACGCCGGCAUUCCAGUCCACCUGGGGCAAAGCUUACAAGUACUUCCCAAUCAAGAGGGUGUUCUUGCUUACGGUAGUCAUCUUCAAACUCGGCAACACAAUAUGCGCCGUCGCUCCUAGCAGCUCCUUCCUGGUUCUGGGUAGGAUGGUUGCCGGAAUGGGAGGGGGAGGGGCAGGGUCCGUGACAGGAGCAUUCAUCACCAUCGCGAUCAGCGUCAGACCCCAAUACAGAGCCGCAUAUAUGGGAGUCCUGGGCGUGACGUCCGGAACGGCCAGCGUCGUAGGGCCGCUCCUGGGUGGUGUGCUGAACGAUGGCCCGGGGUGGCAGUGGUGCUUUUGCAAGAUCAGUCUUCCUCUGGGCGCUCUGGCGGCUUCCAUCAUGGUUAUGACUGUCAGGCAACUUCCGUCGCCCGAAUCGGACCAAGUGCCUUUGAAGGAGAAGGUUGUUUCGCUAGAUCUAGCUGGAAGCCUGCGUGUCCUGGGGGCGGAGGAUAUGGUUGCGGCGACGGCUUUGACGCUGUUCUCGGAGAACCUCGGCACAUCCAUCUUCAUCGCCGCGACAGAAGCCGCCUUCACCAACAGUUUGAUCUCCGGGCUGGGACACAACGUCCCGAAGCUCAAGCCCGAGUUGGUGGUCAACGCUGGUGCAACAGAGAUCAGGAAGUUGUUCGCGAAAGACCAGAUCCCCGGGAUCCUGGAGUCAUAUCUACAAGGCUGCAAGGAUAGCCAGCUGGUGCCUGUCGCAUGCGGAGGAGCGGCGACGGCGGUCUCGAUGCUUCUGGCUGUUCCUGCGAUUGUGCGGUCAUGGGACGAUUGGAAGCACAAGCCGCAUGCUCGGUAA